AUGUAUCCCCCUUCCUACAACAUCAAAAAAACUGGAUUGCCCUCCUCCGGGGAUUUCAAACGCCAGUUGGCUGAAGCGGCCUUCGAGGAGUCGAGGGCUAUUGGUGCGGAGAGGAGAUUCUUGCAAAUCGCCUACUCCAUUAACAACCGCCCCCCGGUCCUCACCCACUCCGAAGCCACCAACUUCCUCACCACCCUGCCCGCCCGCUACCACUCUAUCCAACUCCUCCAAAACACUACCACCACCUCCCUUAAAAUAUCACCCAUCCACCACGUCCUCACCAUCCUCUCCCACCCAGCCCCGCACUUCCAACACCGCACAGCAAUCGCAUUCGCCUCCACCCUCUCAGCUAUCACCUCAUACGGUGGAGGUGGUAAGUACCUAUCCUACGACAACGCGACACAUACGCUCAGCUACAUGAUUCAAACUGGCAAUCGAUGGGGUAGGGGACGGGGAAGGAAUUAUGCCGGGUUUGCAAAGUUGGAUGUCGAUGUUCCGCUUUGGUUUGAGGAUAAAGCGGAGGAAGUGAAGAUUAGAAAACGGUGGCAGGAGGAGGAAGACAAGAAAGAGGAAGACAAGAAGGCAGAAGAAGAGAAGAAGGAGGAGGAACAGAAGAAGGAGGAGGAAAGUAAAGAGUCUGUACCUCGCAGCUACAAGGUGACAAUAGAAGACUGUGAAGAGGAAGAGGACUAA
Molecule: messenger RNA, 693 nt
Organism: Cadophora gregata
Lineage: Eukaryota; Fungi; Ascomycota; Leotiomycetes; Helotiales; Ploettnerulaceae
Exons: 2
Coding region: 1-693 (230 amino acids)
Source: RefSeq, a predicted model, not a curated record